AUGCGAAUCCGCUUUCCUUUUGCAAUUGCCUUCGUCGUCCUCCUCGUCUUCUCUUCGUCCAUCGGUCUGCUGCCGUACUCCUCACUCCCCUCCACGCCUGCGGCCGCGCAACCAUAUAUCCCACGGCAGUCGGACAAGGCGCUUCAUAUUAUAUUCUUCUUCGCCUUAACCGCAACGUUCUACUUCAUCCUCGACACCAGUCGCAGACGGGUCAUUCACCUUACGCUGGUAGUAUGCACCCUGUGUCUGGGCGUGGGAAGCGAGGUCGCUCAACACCUGCUGCCCAAUGAUCGCGAAUUCGACCCCUGGGAUGUCCUUGCCAAUGUGGUAGGCAGUCUUGCGGCGUUGGGUCUAGCAAGCGCAUAUCAUCGACGCGCAGCCGAAAGACGUAGAAGAGCCAAGUUCUCAGCUCUUGCGGGCGACGGCGUCGAGGGCGAAGAUCUGGAGCUAGGUGAGGGUGUUCACCACGGACCUGGAUCCUCCACAGACGACCAUCAAGAAACCGGAGUCGUGAAUAGAACAAUGGAGGAAGAACUAGAUAACUGGGACGAGAAUGUUCCCGACGAUGCCUGGGACGAAGAAGACGACCUCGCGAUGAGCGGACAGAACACCAAAGUAACCCCAUCAACGACCUCGGCAGGGAGCGAAGAGCCCGCGAAGAAACUUGCUGUGGAUUGA
This is a messenger RNA of Exophiala dermatitidis NIH/UT8656, 678 nucleotides long. RefSeq lists its product as uncharacterized. Lineage: Eukaryota; Fungi; Ascomycota; Eurotiomycetes; Chaetothyriales; Herpotrichiellaceae. The record is from RefSeq and is a predicted model, not a curated record. The transcript has 2 exons. The coding region runs from base 1 to 678 and encodes 225 amino acids.